Paramecium tetraurelia is the source of this 1108-nucleotide messenger RNA. RefSeq lists its product as uncharacterized. The transcript is spliced from 6 exons. Gene Ontology annotation, biological process: lipid metabolic process. NCBI's taxonomy places the organism in Eukaryota, Ciliophora, Oligohymenophorea, Peniculida, Parameciidae. The record is from RefSeq and is a predicted model, not a curated record. Gene Ontology annotation, cellular component: membrane. Gene Ontology annotation, molecular function: oxidoreductase activity, acting on paired donors, with oxidation of a pair of donors resulting in the reduction of molecular oxygen to two molecules of water; heme binding.
AUUUAAUAAAGAUAUUAUUAAUUUGUUAAAAUAUCAAAUGGCACCAUUACCAGAACCAAGUAGCCAAAAUGUUCAAUCUGUUGAAAAUAAAGAUGUUUUCAGAUUCAUUUACAAGAACAAGGAGUAUGAUGUUUCAGAAUAUGUUCCCAAGCAUCCAGCAGGUAAAUCCUUUUUUGAUAAGAUGAAGGAUGAGAAAGAAGAUUUUACAGAAUAUUUUAGAUGUCUGCACUCCAAAAGAGCUUUGAAAAUAUUAAAAUCUUAGAAGGUCGUGAGGUCAAACAUAAAGGAAUCAGAGGAAAGCAAAUAAUAUUCUCACAUUAAAAAAUAAGUGAAAAAUCUGUUUGAACCUGAUUGGACAAUAGAACUUCUCCUCUUUGUUGGAUUGGCAUUAGGAUUAUAUUUAGGAGUUACUAGUGAUUGGUGUAUAGCGAUUCCUUCAAUUGUAUUGACCCAAAUAGUAGCUGGUUGGUAAGGACAUUCAACCAACCACAACAGAAAUCCGUUGUUGUACAAGUUGUCUAUUCCUUAUGGAAUUAUUCAUGGUUUUUCUGCUGAUUGGUGGCAAUUCAAGCAUAAUAACCAUCAUAUCUUCACAAAUAGAAUCGGGAAGGAUGAUGAUAUUAAUCACACAUAUUAACUGUGGUAAUAUGGAUUCCUCUAUUUAAAAUGGAAAUUCGAUUCUUUUCUUGCAUCAUACAAUAAGAUUGACAUCAUCUACAUUCUCAUUCAUUAAAUAAUAGUGUUCUAAUAAAAAAUAUGGAUAUAUUUAGUUGCUUAAUACAUAGCAGGAUUCUUCAGUGCUUGUAUAUUGAUAGGAAAUCAUGAAAGAGAAUACAAGUUCUUCAAUAAAAUUGACAAGCCUUUUAUUGAACAUUAAAUUAUCACAUCUAGAAAUUAUGAUUGGACUGAUUGGUUAUCUAAUUUGUUGAUGGGAGGUAUGUAAUUUUAAACAGAACACCAUUUGUUUCCACAGAUUCCCUUUUAUCGAUUGCCUUACGCAGCUAAAAUUAUUAAUAGAGAAUUAAAUAAAUUUGGAUACAAAAUCCAUAUUGGCAAAAUAUUAUGAAUAAUUUAUAUAAACAAUAAAUAUAGUAAUAUAUUUAAAUUC